Hypanus sabinus (Atlantic stingray) is the source of this 2356-nucleotide messenger RNA. RefSeq names its product H6 family homeobox 1 (gene hmx1). NCBI's taxonomy places the organism in Eukaryota, Metazoa, Chordata, Chondrichthyes, Myliobatiformes, Dasyatidae. Gene Ontology annotation, biological process: regulation of transcription by RNA polymerase II; negative regulation of DNA-templated transcription. The record is from RefSeq and is a predicted model, not a curated record. The coding region runs from base 191 to 1096 and encodes 301 amino acids. The transcript is spliced from 2 exons. Gene Ontology annotation, molecular function: RNA polymerase II transcription regulatory region sequence-specific DNA binding; DNA-binding transcription factor activity, RNA polymerase II-specific. Gene Ontology annotation, cellular component: nucleus.
CGAGCGAUGUGUUCGUGCUUAUGCUUUUCGGAGGGAGAGCAAUUUGGUCGGUGUUGCUCUUAGGGGCGGUUUGCUAUGUUCUUUCGGAGAAUCAGCUUCCAGCCAGAAGAAACGUCCGUCCCUGUUAUCUAACCAAAAACAAAGGGCGAUUACUUGGUCCCGAGCACCUCCAUUCACCUUCACUGAUACCAUGCCGGACAAAGUGACGGAAGCUCGGAAUACACCGCCCGCCAAGGUGUCCUCAUUUUUUAUAGAGAAUCUGCUGAGAAAUAAUGGAAAAGGAAAGCAGUCGGAGAAAAUGGUGGAGAACGCGGAAGAAGUCGUAUCCAGACCAAACUGUUUCCACAACGGAACGGCUGGCAACCAUUGCAUCCAAGGCUGCUGUCAGAUAUCCGGUCAGGACUUCUGUGCGCAGACCUAUCCACUCAGGGGAAAUUCCUUACAGUGGUACAGACAAGCACAGCCGAGAUGUCCCAGUCCAGACAGUUCGAAACGCGGAUGUCCAAGUUCCGAGGAAGAACAGUGUUUUUCUCACACAACCAGUGAUCUGGACUCCCCGCCAGUACUGGACAAAGGAGACAGCCACAAGGAAACUUGUAACCAAGAGAGGGGCGACCCCAGGGAGGGGAAGAGGUCAGAGGCGGAGAGCAACGAGGCUGCAAGAAACCAGGCGGAUGCUGAUCAGAAAUCCGGUCGCAAAAAGAAAACGCGCACUGUCUUCAGCAGGAGUCAAGUUUUCCAGUUGGAGUCCACUUUUGACAUGAAACGUUAUCUAAGCAGUUCCGAGAGGGCGGGCCUGGCCGCUUCUCUUCACCUGACCGAGACUCAGGUCAAAAUCUGGUUCCAAAAUCGGAGAAACAAGUGGAAACGCCAGUUGGCCGCAGAUCUGGAAGCAGUCAAUCUUUCUCAUAGUGCACAGAGAAUCGUGAGAGUUCCCAUCUUAUAUCAUGAAAACUCAUCACCUGGCGCCUUAAACUUCAGUCUACCGCAAGUGUCCCCUCCUCUGGUGAGCUUCUCCAGCUCUGUAAAUUACCCGCUCACAGCAUUCUCUUCUUCUUUGCCUUUUCUACGAUCACAGAUGAGUGGACUUGUUUAGAAAUGACGAUUCCAUCAGAACACCCUACAGUAAAAGUAACAUCGUUAAAGUAACAGUCCUAUGAAACAGAAGAAAAAGGAUAUUUAGCAAAAACACGUCUCCAAUUCCAGCUUUUUGCUUUGCUUCAUUUUUUUAUUGGUACAGAUGUGCAAUAAGUUACUUUGAGGUGCUAUUACUGCAGAACCGAAGAGGAAAAUUGCUUUCUUUUACAGCCUGAGUAACGGCCACACUGUGGUCACUGCACUCACUGUUUCGAUGGCGAAAUAUUCCAACAUAGCCACGGAAGGCAAAACAUACACGUGCACCCAUACCCUAAACUUUAUAUGCCACUUCGACAACAUUUAACUUGCAUACUCAAUAUGUUACUGUGAGAAAACGUCAGAUAUUUUAUUCUCAUAGGUCUCAGUAGAAUGAGCACGAGAGGACAGCAGUGCAAGUUCAAAGUACUCAAUGGGAUUUUAGGACCUAUAUAAUCAUUAAUUACUGGGAACUCUUGGUGAUUUUAUUCUUUUUAACCCCUUGUAGCGAACAAUCCUUGCAUUAUCAAGGUAUACAAUUAUUGCAAUAAACGCUGGCUAACUCCUGUAAAACCCAAGCAAUGCUGCAUUUGAAUCAUAGUAUAAUUGUGCUUUAUUUUAUAUCAGUAAAUUUAAAAUAUGGUUUGCUAGAGAACAAACUCAUCGCCGUACCAAAUACCGACGUGCAUUCUGGAACUAUUUUCUUUCAUUUUAUUUUGCAUUGUAAUUUUAGGUUAAUUCUUUAGAUUUAGAUGUAGCAUUAAUCUGGAAAUUUCCGCAUGAGUUAUUAUUCUCUCUUCAAGACUUAAUAAAUAUUUCUCCUCAUAUAAUGCAAUCAGCAAAUAAUCUUACUUUUAGACACGUCCUUAAAAUAAUUUCUGACCAAUGCCAAAUUUCGACGACGCCUAACAUUCUUGACGUUAAGUAUUCCUCCGCGGAACCUGCACUUUGCACUUGAGUCUGAAGAUAUUAACGCUUUUUUUUUUGCCAAUUCAUUUAUCUGCAACAGCAUAUUCUCAGUUAGAUGCAUCUAUGCUGCUAUAUAUUGAAGACUAACAGGGGAAACUGUCACAAAAAGUCAGGAGAUUCUGUUUCAGGGUUUAUUGUGAAAAUGUAACACAAGACGAGUUUUUAUACAAAAUACAUAGUUAUCAAUCGAUAGAGGUAUUUUCAAUGAACAACAUCGAAGCAUGACGUAAUACACGAUAUCAGUUGCAAUUGAUUUAUAGUUUCCUUUAUUUAU